UGUUUUACUCGUAUUAUUACAAGACUAAUCUUAAUAAAUAAACUUAAGAAGUAAUUAACAGUCUAUCAAAUAUGUCUGAAGUGGUUCAAGAAGAUAUAAAAUCCUCAGCAUUGGAGCUCAUCGGAAACACUCCAUUGCUAGCGUUAGACAUGCUUCAUCCUGGACCCGGGCGUAUUCUGGUAAAAUGUGAAUUUAUGAACCCUGGUGCUUCACUUAAAUGCAGAUCGUCCUUGCAUAUGAUACAAAGGGCGCGGGAGAGAGGAGAUUUGAAAGCAGGCGGCAAAAUCAUUGAAGUGACUUCGGGUAACCAGGGAUGCGGUCUCGCUGUUGUUAGUGCCGUGUUGGGUCAUGAACUAGUAGCUCACAUGUCAAGUGGUAACACUAGACAGCGUGCUAUACACAUGGAGGCUUUGGGUGCCACGUGUAUCAAACAUCCUCAAGUAGAAGGUUCGUACGGAAAUGUAACAUUUGCUGAUGUAUCUGUUGUUAUAGAAAGAGCAACGAAAAUGGCAGAAGAAACUGGAUCAUACUUUGUUGGUCAGUUGAUGAACAACGAUAACGUGGAAGCCCAUUAUUUAUCAACUGGACCGGAAAUAUGGCGACAGUCGGGGCAUCGUGUUGAUGCAUUUUUAACAACAGUUGGUACUGCAGGAACGUUUGUUGGUGUGUCCAAAUAUUUGAAAGAAAUGAAUCCCGAGUGCAAAUGUUACGUCGUUGAGCCGGUGGGUUGUGAACCUAUUAAAGGCUGUCCAAUUGUAAAGCCAAAGCAUAUGUUGCAAGGUUCCAGUUACGGUAUUGUACCUGAUUUAUUUAAAUUUGAAUAUCUGGAUGGAACUCUAACUGUCACCGACGCAGAGGCGCUGCAGUACCAGAAACUGAUUGGAACUAAGGAAGGCUUGUACGUUGGAUACACAAGUGGUGCACAUGUCGCUGCAGCUGUGAAAUUACUGAACUCGGGAAAGUUACACAAGGAUGCAUGGGUUGUGACAAUUCUAUGCGAUACGGGUUUAAAAUACACUUGACAUAUUUUGUGUGUUCUGUAAUCGUAAAUUAGUGGAUUAAUAAUUAAUACAAUUUUUUUUGAAGUAAAACUUCUUUGGGCGUGACUACGAGUUAACUGGAAAACGAAAGUUACGACAAGAUGGCGUAACGGAAGUCUGUUACGGCAAGAUGGCGUCACGUUUCUGUAUCAUCCAGUUUUUGGUUUCUUCGUCCAUUUUUAAGACAGGCAAAGGGUUGUUGCCCAUACAGCCAUAUUCGUUAAUAUUCAAUAAAAAUGUCAUAUUUAUUUGUGGUAAUUAAUAAACUCUCCAUCAAUUUCUUAUU
Messenger RNA from Leptidea sinapis, 1326 nucleotides. Its product is annotated as cysteine synthase B-like. Gene Ontology annotation, molecular function: cysteine synthase activity. The record is from RefSeq and is a predicted model, not a curated record. The transcript has a single exon. NCBI's taxonomy places the organism in Eukaryota, Metazoa, Arthropoda, Insecta, Lepidoptera, Pieridae. Gene Ontology annotation, cellular component: cytoplasm. The coding region runs from base 72 to 1022 and encodes 316 amino acids.